AUGAGCUCAAUGUUAUCAACGCUGACUGUGGAUUUAUCCGCUGAAGUGGCCGCAGUACUUUCAAAUUGGCCCACACAUACAGCAACAGAAGCUUGGAGUGAUUUGUCGAAUGACUAUACCGAAAUUCCAACAACCGCAGCAACCACCGGAGGAGCCGAAACCACUCAAGGACUUGCCCUUGCAGCUUGGCUUGUUGAUCUAAGCAAUAACGUCCACUCUGCAGAUCUCCAAGAUGAAGACACUCGGUCUAUCGUCCACGAUGAUAUUACAAAAGCUCAAGAUCGAGUCGAGGACCACAUCAAAGAGAGGGAGAGUAGUGGUGACUCAGAGGAGGGAUCUUCAAACAGUGGCUGUGGCUCUGGAGGAGGGCUUGCCGGCCUUGUCGGGUCCGUUGGAUGUUUUAUCAGCUCAGCGAAAACAAACAUCAAGAAUGGCGUUGAUCCAGGAAAUACGAUCAAUGGCGGAUGGAGUCUCAUAAACCAAGCCUUCUCGGAGUUGAACAAUGAGACCCCUGACACCGACGAGGAAGAGAAGAAAUUCAAAAACAAUUUCGAUGCAGUAUCGGAAGCUGCAGAGCAACUUGAGGAGCUGGAGGAGGAUGGAAAGGAACCGAAUUCAGAAUCGGCAACGCAAUCGAAAACUUCCACCACAAGUUCCGAUUCCAGCACUUCCAGCAGUUCUGAGUCCACUACCUGCACUUCUACCAAGACAGUUGAGGACUGUACAACCAGCACCAUCUUUAUCACUACUAUGGCUACUGGCGGAGAUGGUUCUAUGACUCCUUCCACUAGCACAACUUCAACGAGUAUAUGUUCAACCCACGUUGGCUGUGACGUGACCGGGACCACUAUGACGACUACUGAAGUUACAGGGAAAGCUUGUAAGCGAGCCACGAGCUCUUUGACUUCGGUAGAUAUAUCUAUAACCAAUCCCAACACCGCCGCAUCAACAAAUCUCGAGGCCACAACAUCAGAAUCUUCUGUAGUUGGACUCACAACUGUAUACUCUACUGGAUCAGAGUCCACAGAGGCUACAUCAAGCUCUACUGAGGCCACAACAUCAGGCAUAUGCCAACCUCAAACAAUUUCUGAUACCUAUUCCGUUUGCGCUUGCUCAACCACUCAUUCCGGUCAUACUAUGUCCCAUACAAUCACAAAGCCAAGAGAUCAGGACUGCAGUGAUGUUAUGACUUUCCCAAUUUCCAGCUUUGUGCAAAUCCGAACGAGCGCAUCGACGAAUUCUAAGGCUACAAUUACCGGUUAUACUUCAACUGAUACCAAUGGCGAUGUCUUCGUUUAUAGUGCUGGCGAAGUCUACUACGAGUCCACCACUUCCGGGGAUACAGCAACGUUGACCACGGGCCUGGGCGCUCCUAUAGAAGAAAUUGUCCCCGACUGGGUUUCAACAGAUGGAAAAACCCAGUACCUUUAUGCAUCUGCAACAGGCACUGAUAGUGCAGACUUGGAACCCGUUGAAACUGCCACAGAGGUAAUUGUUCAAGAAGACUGGACCGCGACAGUUAGCAACACCGAAUACGUUUAUCCAUCCGCAACAGGUGCCUCCCUCGACGAUUUGGCUGGUGCUGGAACACCACAGUCAAAUGGAAAUCUUAAUAUCACAUGUGAGACCAGCGCUGGUAGUCCAUUAUCCAGCGAUGUUACUCUUGUGAUAAACCAGGUCAGGGGCUACGGAGGUUUUUGUGAACAGAGCAAUGGAGAUGGCAGCGAGUGUACUACUCUGGGAAGCAAAAAUUCUGCUACGAUCUCUAUAUGCGGCGGCCCUGUUGGUGGGACUUGCGAGGAGGUUGCAGGCGCCAUUACCCAAGUCCAACAAGAAUGUGAGAAGACCAUAGAUGGUGAUUUGAGGGUCGGUGGUAAAUUUGAUAUUGGCUGGGACUCUAGAGUGGAAGUGUUCUAG
Messenger RNA from Penicillium cosmopolitanum, 1917 nucleotides. RefSeq lists its product as uncharacterized. The transcript has a single exon. The record is from RefSeq and is a predicted model, not a curated record. Bases 1 to 1917 code for a protein of 638 amino acids. NCBI's taxonomy places the organism in Eukaryota, Fungi, Ascomycota, Eurotiomycetes, Eurotiales, Aspergillaceae.